Cheilinus undulatus (humphead wrasse) is the source of this 5778-nucleotide messenger RNA. It is a transcript of the gene plcb1l, whose product is annotated as 1-phosphatidylinositol 4,5-bisphosphate phosphodiesterase beta-1. NCBI's taxonomy places the organism in Eukaryota, Metazoa, Chordata, Actinopteri, Labriformes, Labridae. Gene Ontology annotation, molecular function: calcium ion binding; phosphatidylinositol-4,5-bisphosphate phospholipase C activity; calmodulin binding. The record is from RefSeq and is a predicted model, not a curated record. Gene Ontology annotation, biological process: phosphatidylinositol-mediated signaling; lipid catabolic process; memory. Gene Ontology annotation, cellular component: nuclear speck; cytoplasm. The coding region runs from base 205 to 3942 and encodes 1245 amino acids. The transcript is spliced from 33 exons.
CGCUGCGCCUCCACAGCCUCUCCAAAGCCUGAGACGCGCCACCGCCGCCGUCAAUGCGGGCAUGACAUACUGGCAGCAGUAGUGGGCUUCCGAUAUCCUGCUUUUAAGCAGAUUACAACAGGAAGGGGAGAGAAAUAAGAGCAGAAGAGAGUGAAGUGAGUCAUUUUCUAGCCGUGCCGUGCGUCGAGAAGAGUAGAUGAGUCAAUGGCAGGGGCACAGCCUGGAGUUCAUGCGCUGCAGCUCAAGCCAGUGUCCGUCCCCGAGAGCCUGAGAAAGGGCAACAAAUUUAUGAAAUGGGAUGAUGACUCUACCACUGUGACCCCAGUGACUCUUACAGUUGACCCUAAAGGGUACUUCCUUUAUUGGACGGACCAGAACAAGGAGACAGAUCUACUGGAUAUAGCAUACAUAAAAGAUGCUCGAAAUGGAAAGUGCACCAAAACGCCAAAGGAAGCAAAGCUGCGUGAGCUCCUGGAUGUUAGCACCCUGGCGGGGAAGAUGGAGAACAGGAUGCUGACGGUGGUGAGCGGCACUGACAUGGUCAACAUCACAUAUCUGAACUUCAUGGCCUUCACAGAGGAGACAGCUAAGGAAUGGGCAGAGGAGCUGUUCAACCUUGCUUCCAACCUCUUGGUGCAGAACAUGUCAAGAGAAGCCUGCCUCGAGAAAGCAUACACUCGGCUGAAGCUGCAGCUCAACCCUGAGGGGCGAAUCCCUGUCAAGAAUAUCUUCAGGAUGUUCUCAUCAGACAGGAAGCGAGUGGAAACGGCCCUGGAAAACUGUAACCUCCCUUCUGGCAGAAAUGACUCCAUCCCCCAGGAAGAUUUCACUCCAGAGGUGUACAACAUGUUCCUCAGCAACAUCUGCCCACGAUCUGAGCUGGACCACAUCUUCUCUGACGUGGGGGCUAAGAGUCGUCCGUACCUCACUGUGGAGCAGAUGACAGAGUUUAUCAAUAGUAAACAGCGAGACCCUCGUCUGAAUGAGAUACUCUACCCUCCGCUUAAACCAGAACAGGUCCAGCUGCUGGUGGACAAAUACGAACCCAAUGAAUCACUGGCACAGAAAGGUCAGAUCUCAGUGGAAGGCUUUGCGAGGUAUCUGAGCGGGGAGGAGAACAGCAUCAUCCCACCUGAGAAGCUGGACCAGAGCGAGGACAUGACCUUUCCUCUCUCCCACUAUUUCAUCAACUCGUCACACAACACAUACCUCACAGCCGGCCAGCUGGCAGGAAACUCUUCGGUAGAGAUGUACAAGCAGGUUCUCCUGGCGGGCUGCCGCUGCAUUGAACUGGACUGCUGGAAGGGUCGCACCACAGAAGAGGAGCCUGUCAUCACUCACGGCUUCACCAUGACAACUGAAAUCUCUUUCAAGGAGGUGAUCGAGGCGAUAGCAGAGUGUGCCUUUAAGACCUCGCCAUUCCCUGUCAUCCUGUCCUUCGAGAACCAUGUGGACUCACCAAAACAGCAGGCUAAGAUGGCAGAGUACUGCCGGUCAAUAUUUGGAGACGCAUUACUGACAGAACCUCUGGAGAAAUAUCCUCUGGAGUCAGGUGUUCCUCUGCCCAGCCCGAUGGAGCUGAUGGGGAAGAUUUUAGUUAAAAACAAGAAGAAACACCACAAAAAAGACGGAAGCACCAAGAAGAAACUGUCAGAACAGGUUUCCAACACCUACAGCGACUCUUCCAGCGUGUGUGAGCCCUCCUCCCCAAGCGCAGGUUCAACCAAAGAGGAGAUGGCAGACUCCUCGCAGCCAUCUGAAGGCGCCGAGCUCAGCCUGAGGCCGCAGGGCAGAAAGUCUAUCGGUGAAGUGGAAGCAGAAAGUGAGGAUGAAGAUGAUGAUGAUGAUGACUGUAAAAAAGGCUCCAUGGAUGAGGGUACAGCAGGCAGUGAAGCAUUUGCCACAGAGGAAAUGUCCAACUUGGUCAUCUACAUCCAGCCAGUCAAGUUCAACAGCUUUGAGGGUUCCAAAAAGAUCAAUCGCAGCUACCAAAUGUCAUCCUUCGUGGAGACCAAGGCUUUGGAGCAGCUGACCAAAUCGCCUGUUGAGUUUGUGGAAUACAACAAGCUGCAGCUGAGCAGGAUCUACCCUAAGGGAACUAGAGUGGAUUCAUCCAACUAUAACCCACAGCUCUUCUGGAACGCUGGCUGUCAGCUUGUGGCGCUCAACUUUCAAACCAUCGAUUUGUCAAUGCAGUUGAACCUGGGCAUGUAUGAGUACAACGGGAAAUGUGGCUUCAGACUCAAACCAGAGUUUAUGAGACGGCCAGACAAACACUUUGAUCCUUUCACAGAGAGCACAGUGGACGGGAUUGUUGCCAAUACACUGUCUGUGAAGAUCAUCUCAGGCCAGUUCCUGUCAGAUAAGAAAGUCGGCACAUAUGUGGAGAUCGAUAUGUUUGGCUUACCUGUAGACACAAAGAGGAAAGCAUUCAAGACUAAGACAUCUCAAGGCAACGCCAUCAACCCAGUCUGGGAGGAAGAGGCCAUUGUCUUCAAGAAGGUUGUCUUGCCCACCCUUGCCUCAUUAAGGAUAGCUGUGUUUGAAGAAGGAGGGAAGUUUAUCGGCCACCGCAUCAUUCCUGUGUCAGCCAUCCGUCCAGGCUAUCACUACAUCAGUCUACGGAAUGAGAAGAACCAGUCCUUGACGUUGCCUGCUCUAUUUGUGUAUGUAGAAGUAAAAGACUAUGUGCCAGACACGUUUGCAGACGUCAUCGAAGCCUUGUCCAAUCCAAUCCGCUAUGUCAACUUGAUGGAGCAAAGAGCCAAUCAGCUGGCUGCUCUUACUUUGGAGGAGGGAGGAGAAGAGGAAGGUGACAAAGAGGUGGAAGCAGGAAGUGAUGCUCCCUCAGAAUCGAAGGUGGACCAGAGGGUAGCACUGCCCGCAGAGAACGGACUGAGCCACACGCCCAUCAUCGCCCCUAAACCCCCUUCACUGGGAGGCCACCAGCCCCAGUCUGCAGGCUCGUUGAAACCACAAGUGAAGACUGAAGAUAUAAUUCAGAGCGUCCUUACUGAAUUAGAGGCCCAGACAGUGGAGGAGCUGAAGCAGCAGAAGGGCUUUGUUAGAGAGCAGAGGAAACAGUACAAAGAGAUGAAGGAGCUCGUUCGGAAACACCACCGUAAAACUAGUGAGCUGAUCAAGGAGCACACGGCUCGGGUAUCUGAGCUGCAGAGUCAGCAUCAGCGACGGCGUUCUGCCCUGCAGAAGAGCCAUAAAAGAGACGGUAAGAAAAGUCGGUCUGAGCACUCUCUAUCGACCCUGGACCAAGAAUUGUGUGAUCUGGAGCAGGAGUGUAGUCAGAGGCUUGCAGAGCUUAAGGAGCAGCAGCAGCAACAGCUCCUCACACUUCGCCAGGAGCAGUACUACAGUGAAAAGUACCAGAAGCGAGAACACAUCAAGCAGCUGGUUGAGAAGCUCACCACCAUAGCUGAGGAGUGCCAGAGUGCUCAGAUGAAAAAGCUCAGAGACAUCUGUGAGAAGGAAAAGAAGGAUCUUAAGAAGAAAAUGGACAAGAAAAGGCAAGAGAAGAUCAAUGAGGCUAAAUCUAAAGACAAGAAUGUGACUGAAGAAGAGAAGCUUGAGAUCAACAGAUCAUUUGUCAAUGAGGUUGUGCAGUACAUCAAACGGCUGGAAGACGCUCAGAGUAAAAGGCAGGAGAGAUUACAGGAGAAGCACAAGGACAUCCGUCAGCAGAUCCUGGAUGAAAGGCCAAAGCUUCAGGGCGAUCUGGACCAGGAGUACCAGGACAAAUUUAGACGACUACCUGUGGAGAUCCAAGAGUUUGUUCAGGAUAGUAGCAAGGCCAAACUCACUGACGACGGCAACCACGGAAACCUUGUUUCCUCCUCAACAUCGGAGAAGCUCAACCACAAGGCAUCUCAGUCAGAGGAUGACAUGGAGGAGGGCUCCUCGGAACGAGUUUACGACACACCUCUUUAGAGAUUUUACCUCUGCAUUUUUCUUCACACUGGGACUCUGAUUGGUGGAUUUGUUUGCAGACACAAACUUGGAUUAAACUGCAUCGACUUUGGUCCUGCUUUUAACCGAUGGGAGAUGAAAUCUGAGCCUGGACUGGUGAGUAGAGGUCCUCUCUGCGUGGAGUGCCGUCCUGUCUGGAAAACCGUCUGAUGUAAAAAGUGACUUUUGUGUAUUUAUAUGUCACCUUUAUGUUGUCGUCUCUUUUGGUACGGCCACAGGAUGUGUCAUGAAGCACUGUUUGUAGGAAAUAACUUACUUGAACUAUUGUACAGAAGGAUUCACUUUUUAUUUUAUUUUUAUUUUGAAUCAUGAUGUUGUCUGUUGUGGUGUCAAGUGAGGGAUGGUGCCAAGGUUUGAAUUCACUGAUAUGAAGGUGGAGUCAGUUCUACUGUAAUGAAACCACUGCAUAUUCAGCAUUUGAGGCUUCCAUCUUUAUAAGAUUUAGACUCACCCUUAAAAUACAUAUUUGCACUGACGGCGCUCGACGUAACUAUGUAACUCUUUUACUUUAACCCAGAGGCACUGGUGGCUUGCUGGUUCUCCUUUUUGUUCUCACAGAACUAAGCUAUGUGUUGCUGCUAUUUAAUUUUAAAACUCAUAAUUUUUUAACCAUUACUUAAUUUGUAUGAAACUCACAGUGCUCGAUUAUUCAUCUUUUUACUAGUUUCCAUUUUUGGGGGCAUUUCUGUCUGCAGAAGAGGUGAAAGGAAAGCAUAUUGUACAGUACGUGCAUGUAUUUGAACAACUGUAAAUGUUAAGUAGCUCUGUAGCAGAGAAGUUUAUUAAAUGUAAAUCUAUUUUUUUCUCUGAAACGUUUAAACAAAACCUGCUAAACAAUUAGGACCCGAGACAUCACUGUGGCAUCAGAUGGCGAUUUUUCAGUCUAAUGGAAGCUGCCUGAGCUGACAGGUUUUAUUUUUAUCUUUGUUCCCUUGUAAUUAAACAGAUAAAAGCAGGAUACAAACAGAAAAAGAGGCUCCUGCUGCAGUUUUAGAGAUGCAGCCUUUCCUCUGCACUGGUUCAUUGUGUUCUUACAGGGAAGAGUUUGAGCAGCUCCACAGUACACAGAGCAGCUGUCUUGGACUAGAGGAAAUAUGUCGGCCAACUGGCUUUAUUCUCACCCAAAAUAUGAAGCUGUUGGAAUCAGAAAACUAGUUCAGUUCUGUUAAACAGUCCCCAAACGCUUUGUUUAUAUCUGACAAACACCAGCGUUAACAUUGUGGCAGAAACAACAGGACUAUUUCCUCUUUAACUAAGAAACUGUGCCCAUUCAUGUACCGCUAGGAAGUGUUUUUGACUUCCUAACUGUCCAGUGCCAUUUCACUCACGGGUCAUUUGAUAUGAAAUCAUAUUUCAGCUGUAAAAAGUUGAAAGUGUAGGAUUACCUAACAUGUAAGUACAAACUACUUUUUAAAACGAUGAUAUUGAUGUGACAGUCCUGUGCCUUUUGAAUAGGUUUGCCUUGUUUGAUGUUGAAUGUGUGAACUGCAUCAUUGUUUAUAUUGCCAUUAUAUUCUACUAUAUGAAGCCGUCUGAUAUUGACUAGACCGUGUGCACUUUUUAAAGUACAGUACCACUACUGAGUAAUGCUUGUGAUGAGCAGUAUUUGACAUGUUUGUGUCUCAUGAGAAAUGCGAGACAUCCUUCUUUUAAGUCUUGAACCCCUUUAUUUAAAAACCCCUCCUUGACAAAUUACAUGUAUGCACUCUGCAAAUGUAAAUGUAUGUAUGACAUAAAGUAUAAAACAUGGAGUUGAUUUAAAAAGAUAUAGUGUAAAAGGACUUUGCCUGUAAUUAA